Toxorhynchites rutilus septentrionalis is the source of this 1467-nucleotide messenger RNA. It is a transcript of the gene Myd88, whose product is annotated as myeloid differentiation primary response protein MyD88. Gene Ontology annotation, cellular component: plasma membrane. The transcript has 3 exons. NCBI's taxonomy places the organism in Eukaryota, Metazoa, Arthropoda, Insecta, Diptera, Culicidae. Gene Ontology annotation, biological process: Toll signaling pathway; innate immune response; MyD88-dependent toll-like receptor signaling pathway. Bases 109 to 1347 code for a protein of 412 amino acids. Gene Ontology annotation, molecular function: TIR domain binding; Toll-like receptor binding. The record is from RefSeq and is a predicted model, not a curated record.
ACACUGUACAACUGUCAUCGCGGAUAAACCACAUAAUAAUAAAAAAAUAUUCUAAUCAACAUUAACUGCAAAUUAUUGUCUCGAUCACGAUACGUUUCUUCAUUUAUAAUGGUAAAUUCUGCAUUGGAUCCGUCUCCGGAUGGCUCAAAUAGAGACGAUGUGAAUCUGCGUAUUAUCCCGUUAAGUGCUCUUAAACAUGAAACUUGCAAACAUUUGUCGGCUAUGCUGAACAAACGAAAAGUGUUCCGAACGGAUGAUGGUUACUUCCGAGAUUGGAGAGGUUUAUUCCAGGUUAUUUGCUUGGACAAUCAAUAUACUUCAGACCUGCAGAACCAUGCCAAUCCCACUGCGCACAUUCUUCAUCUUUGGCAAAAAGCGGGAGCUAGAGCAAGAUAUGAACCAAACUUAUGGGAACUGCAACGUAUCCUUGUUUUGAUGGCACGUCACGAUGUGUGGGACGAUAGCGAGGCACGGAUAAAUGAUGAUGCGAGAAGUUUUUUGAUCGCCGAACUCAACCAUGUAAGUCAGAAGCAAAUUGUGAGUUGUGAAAAAUCCGAUGCUGACAUACUCACCAGAGAUGACACCUCAAGUCACAAACAGCAAUACGAUGCAUUUAUACUUUACGCUGAUAAAGAUGCUGAAUUCGCUUCCGAGAUAAUUGAGCGUAUGGAAGAAAGAAAUUUGAAGUUGUGUGUAAAAGAUCGUGACAUCCUCGCUGGGAUAGAAUUUGAACAUGAUGUGUUCGUACGGCUUAUUUCGGAACGUUGUCGCCGACUGAUUAUAGUGAUUUCGGAAGAGUUCCUAAAGAGUCCACUAAAUGAAUACUUCGUUAUGUUCGCGCGAGCUUUGCAAAUAGAACAGAAGAAAAGAAAAAUCAUACCCUGCGUGUAUGAGCGGAUGCAAUUGCCUAGCAAUUUGAGAUACUAUUUCACAUUGGAUUAUAAGCGCUCGAAUAAGCUUUACAAUUUCUGGGAAAAAUUAGAGGAUGCCCUUAUAGAUAAAUCUCUAAGAGCUCUGCCGGAAGUAAAUCUUCCUGCAUCGGUAACAGUUCCACAAAUUGUAAAUGUGCCUAAUGACAAAGCUGAUAUUGUUCAUGAACCACUAGAACAACAACCAGAAGAAACUAAUACAACGUCUAAUAAUACCGUAGAUAUCCGGAAAUCAUCGUGUAAUUCAGAGAAAAUGUUAACUUAUUCCGAAAACAAUACUAAAGAGUUAUGUAAAAAGAAGUGGUAUUCUAUACUGGGAAAAUCAUCAGCAAAAGUCAACUUGAACAGAUCCAAAGACAAACCUGACAAAAAGAAAAAGUGGUACAAAUCAAACAAGAAAAUGGCAACUGCUUUGUGAUAUUUAUUCGUGCCUUUUUCCCUACUUUUAACAAUGUAGUUCAAGCUCUCAAAUUAAUAAACCAGUGAAAUAUACAAGAUAUUUGUAUGUUGUUGAACUAAAUACAGUUAAAAAGCUCAA